UUUGUCCGUACCUGUCGCUGAAGUCACAUACUCUCGAAGCAAAAAGUGAGGAUAGACCUUAAAUGCGAGAUAUUUGUACAGCUUGUAAUGUGCGUAUUAUAACAGUAUUUAUUUAAAAAAAAAAUAUUUCCUUGUGAUAAUACAAUAUAUAUAUAUUUUGCCAUUAAUCUAUUCUGUUUCUUACACAAACAUGGAUUCUGUUUGCUGCGGAUGUCAAGGAAUAGUUUCGAACGAGAAUGCAAAAAAUAUAUUGAAUGAUGAUUUAUUAAUUGAAUCUUCAGAUUAUAUUGAUGCAGGUUCAAUAGUCUGUAAGAAAAUAAUUAAAUUAUAUGAUGGAAUCGAAUUAUUAACAGGCUAUAAAGUUCCCAAGGAUCUAAAUUCUGCUGUUUUAUGCGCAUCUUGUUGUCAAAAGAUAGAAUCCUUCACGGUCUUUCGAAUGCAACUCUUGGAUACGUUUGAAAAACGAACCAACUAUAAUAAUUCUGAGAAUAUAUCCAAAUCUAUAUCUAAUUUAGAAUCGUUACAAUGUUUGGAGCAUCAAAAAAACAGUUUAAUUAUGGAUAAAAUUACUGAUGUUAUUGUUAAUAAAAUUCCGAAUAAUUAUAGGUUAUUAGAACCAAAAAUUACAGUCGAUGACGGUAUCGAUGUAAUCGAUAAUAGUAUACCCUUAGAAUUAAAUAAUUCAUUGAGCGACGAAUCUGAAACAAACGAUUCUUUAGGAAGUAAUAAAUUGUCAAACGAUCAAGAAAAUAAUAACCUUAAUGAUUCAGAUUAUUCAAACGAAGUUCCAGAUAUUAAUCAUUCUAAGGUAGCAUUUUCGAAAAUACAAGACAAUGAUAUAGAAUCGGAAGUUGAUAUCUAUUCUGGAGAGUAUGACGAGGUAUUGGAAUUAGAUGUACAAUGUAAGAAUGAUGAUAUAACGGAUUCGGAAAAUUUUUCUGAAUCCGAAGCAGAAAUAUAUGAUUAUGAACCUAUUGGGAAAAAAAUUAAGAACUACAACGCAUUGUCAUCUGCUUUACUCUUCUAGCAUAUUCAUUUAUCGUAAAUUUCACAAGACAGUGCUUUCGCUUUACAAGUUGUAUCAGAAUCUUUUAUCGCAUGCUAUUAAAAUUAUGUAAAUGUUUGUGUAAUAUACUAACAGUCUGUAUGUAUAUAAUUUUGAGAUAUUCAAAGUAUUAGAAAAAGUAUCGUAUUAUAAAUUAUUCUUAAAGAAUACAUUUAUAAGAAAAUAAAUUGUUUUUAUUCUUG
This is a messenger RNA of Vespula pensylvanica (western yellowjacket), 1248 nucleotides long. RefSeq names its product superoxide-generating NADPH oxidase heavy chain subunit C-like. Lineage: Eukaryota; Metazoa; Arthropoda; Insecta; Hymenoptera; Vespidae. The transcript has 4 exons. Bases 191 to 1027 code for a protein of 278 amino acids. The record is from RefSeq and is a predicted model, not a curated record.